Molecule: messenger RNA, 2112 nt
Organism: Prosopis cineraria
Lineage: Eukaryota; Viridiplantae; Streptophyta; Magnoliopsida; Fabales; Fabaceae
Exons: 4
Coding region: 433-1233 (266 amino acids)
Biological process (GO): protein modification process
Cellular component (GO): mitochondrion
Source: RefSeq, a predicted model, not a curated record
UAUGCAACCUUUGGCAACUGUAGUAUAGGUCCGCCUUGGUUCCGUUUUGGGGUGUUGAAGGGGUUCUUCGCUCUUCGCUCCAUAAGUGCCGUGCUCUGCUUCGCGGACCUGCAUUUCUUGGUUGUUAUUUGCUCGUUACAAAAAAAAAAAAAAACAAAACAAAAACAAAAGAAACAUCAGAUCACUACGCUGUCUGAAUUCUGAACUCCCAAUCAUUCUCCAGAUCCACAGUUCAGUUGACGAGCUCAUCAAGUCUCCAAACAUUGGCUGCUCGCCCCGAUUUCUAAAUUGUAGCUUUUUUUUUUUUUAAAUAACUAUUGUCAUCCCAUUUCUUCUUCUGUUUCCGAAGUACCAUUGUUUCCAUUGGUUUGAAUUCAUUUCUUGUCCGCUAGAAGUGGGUUCCUUUCAAAGUUGGAAGCAAAGCGCAGAGCCAUGGCUUUGGUGGGUAAAGCAAGAGAAGCAGGGAUUCCAUUGAUGAAGCUGAUUAGAUUAAAAGGGGUUCCUAUUUUGGAACAGUUGUGCUUAGAGGAACGGCUGCUUCGGACUGGUUCAGAUAAUUGGUGUCUGAUUAAUGAUGGUACAAAUUCCCCUGCCAUUGUGAUGGGCUUGUCUGGGAAACUCUCAGAACUUGUUGAAGUCAGGCCUGUGUUGCGAGAUCAGAUUCCUGUCAUCAGAAGGUUUUCUGGGGGAGGCACUGUUAUUGUUGACCAAGGAACUAUAUUUGUUACUCUCAUAUGUAAUAAAGAUGCUGUUCCAGAUAUUCAACCCUUUCCCCGUUCCAUCAUGUCAUGGAGCGGUCAGUUAUACAGUGAAGUUUUCAAAGGGAUUGGUGAUUUCCAGCUCCGUGAGAAUGAUUAUGCAUUUGGUGAUCGUAAGUUUGGUGGAAAUGCUCAAUCUAUAAUCAAGCACAGGUGGAUCCACCACACAUCCUUCUUAUGGGAUUAUGAAGUUAAGAACAUGGCCUACCUCAAGUUUCCAGCAAAGGCUCCCAAUUACCGACUUGCUAGAGGCCAUACAGAUUUCAUAUGUCGAAUGAAGGAAUUUCUGCCUCGAUUGGAAUUUGUACGCAGGACAAUUAAGGCAAUCAGAACUCGCUUCUCUCUGGAACCUGUAGCUGAAAAUAUUGUGGAGAUCGAUGUUCCCUCUGCAACCCAUUUUUCUCCCAGCACUAGGCUUCUCACCGAGCAUGAUAUAAGGGGAAUGUGUCACCAGUUACAAAAUAUCAUUCAGUGAUGCGGUGAAGUGAUUGCCAAAGCAUGGUAAGGUAAUAAGUUAGAGAAAAUUAAUUCAUGGAUGAUUAGGACAUAGAAUUGUCUUUGUUUCUCUUCAGAUUCUUUGGGGAACCUGCCUAUAAAAUAUAGGUGGAUUGAACUAAUCAUGAAAAAGCAUACGAACAUAUCAGGUUUCACUUAAAAGUGUGUCUGGAUUGCUUACUUGUGUCUUUAAUAAUUGGUUUGAUCUUUACCAAUGGGAGAUGGAUUUAGCAGAAGAGAUUAGUUUCUCAGAACGUGACGAACCAAGAUUGAAAUUUCCUGUUGGGAGAGGUAUUCACAUUCAGUACUAAAUUCUACUUCCAACAAUUAAUUAAUUGCUUUCGAUUUCCAUAUGGAGCUGGACUGGCACUUUGACUGUAUGAUCCAGUUGGUUCAUAGUUUCCAUUUUUGCAAUUUGUUUUUGGGCAAAGGGGCAAAUAUGUCUAAAAAGUCAUUGGUCAAGAACAUUCAGUAACCUAAAUUGAGAAAUAAGUGCACAAGUGCCCAUUAAGUUAUUUUUUAGUGCAUCUGUGAUCAAACCAUUAAAAGUCAACAAUGUUAAGUUGUGAAUCUGAAAUUUAACGAUUUGGUCAUAGUAUUGAAAAAAUAACUUCAUGAGCACUCGAUACACUUUUCUUCACUUUAAAUUAUUGAAUGCUUUUGGCUGAUGACUUUUUGAGUAUUUUUUUCCUUUGCCCUUUGUUUUUUCUGGAAACAGUACCUAAUUAUGUAGAAUAGAAGUUAAUUCACCCUGUGUAAUUUAUUUCUAAUAGGAGAACACCUAUACGUCAUAAAGAAAUAAUUAGUUUAGUCUUCCUAUAUGUCAGAGGUGGUCUUUAAUUCUUUAUCUCUGUCUUUU